CCGUUGCUUCGCAACGAGUAAACUCUCAAGAGCAGACCAAACCAAACAAAUGCAGCUCCUCCCGGGCAGGCUAACGCUACCUAACUUGUUCUUGGUCAAUUAGCUUUCAGAUUUAUUAAACAAGUGCAAUGUCCAAGGCACAACCCAAGAAAAAGGAGUCCUCCUCCAGUAAAGUAUCUGUAUCCGACCGACAGACGGAAGCAGCGUCCCUAGUAGCCACUUCCUCUGAGAGCCUAGGAGGUGUCUGGAGAUGCAGAUUCCCCAAUUGGCCUGAGUGGAAUGAUGCAGAAGUCAACAAGGAGAAAUGGGACUCAAGUAAAGGAGCUGAAGAUGGAAAGAUGAGCAAGAGUCACAAUGCUCCAUUUUUUGAAGAUCCUGAGGGAAAAAUUUCCCUGCCUCCAUCUUUGAAAGUGCACUCCUGGAAGCGUCCUACAGAGUUUAUUGUCAACAAGGGUCUCACCGUUGUUGAAAACCAAACAACCUUUGACCUAAUCUCCCCCAAUGAUCAUCUGUUUUGCAGUGAGCUGAUGAGGUGGAUCAUCAGUGAGAUCUAUAUUGUUUGGAUGCUGCAUAACAGCACAUUUACAGAACAAGAUGUUUGGAGACCUUGGGAGCACAUCUACUCGCUGUGUAAGGUGGUGAAAGGUCAUGAGCCGCUCUACAACAACUAUGGGAAAUACAUUGUCAGACUCUACUGGAUGGGUUGUUGGAGGAAGAUAACAGUAGAUGAUUCGAUGCCAUUUGAUGAAGAAAACAACCUGCUUCUUCCAGCCUCCAACUGUCAGUCAGAGCUUUGGCCAAUGUUGUUGGCUAAGGCUCUUAUUAAAGUGGCCAACACAAAUGUAGUGUCAGAGGGUUGUGGGCAGAUGGGCGAAUUGACCUUUAUCCACACCCUGACCGGCUGGAUCCCAGAAAUCCGUCCUAUGAAGUCUGUAUACUUGGGAAAAACCUGGGAUUUCUUACAAGACACCAUUCCCAUAUUUACACACCCAGAUGAGAGUUUGCCGGAGACGAAGCCACAGACUGCAGAUCCAGUUGCAGGGAGAGAUUCCAGCUUUAAUGACAGCAAGAGUCAGCUGCCAGAGAAAAGUAAAGGUUCCCCCGAGGUAGUGGUGUGUGCAAGCUACUACCCUUUACAGCCGCAUAACAAUUCCUGUGGGUUUGGACAAAUGGCGAAUUCCUCAGAGUUUCUUCGUCAGUACGGUCUCUCCUUGCUGUACAGCCACAUUGUCCUGUUGACCAGAACUCGGGCAUGCCAGCUGGAGGCACCACCCAAACCUCCACCUAUACCCCGAUGGAAACUCAUCCGCCCGCGGAAGGAGAUCGUGGUCACCGACGAACCACAGAAGCUUCCUUUGUCAAAACUAGAACAGUUAAUUGAGGUUGCCAGCCCUUUUCUCUUCUACCGUGUCAAGAGCAGCACUGGCCCCAUCCCGGAGCUAGAGGCCAAGCAGAGUGCUCAGAGGAAACGUUCCCACGGAUCCCCUCUGGUGUGCAUUGCUGAGAGAGAGGAGACUGAAGGCCUUGAGCCUGAUGCCGUUGAACGCACCACUAACUCACCAAACAGCACAACAGACAAAAUAGAGGUUACUGCAGAGGACAGGAAGAAGGACAACGAUUACAUCUCCAAUGAUUGGCCUAAAACUGCUAUGGAGAGGCCUGUAACUGUGGAACCCUCAGCUCCUGUCAAACCCAUCCUGCAGGAGACAUGGGUGGACCUGGAUGACUUUGCUAAAUGCUUUCAGACUCUCUGGGUAUUCCAUAAACCACAGAUCUACCCACAUCAUAUCCAAAAAUCUCAUUUCAAGAGCACCGUCUUGCCCAAAACAGGCAUCAACUGUACUGGAUCAUCAACUCAAUCCACUGGUUCCCUCCCUCUGACAUCUACAGCAGCAAGCCCUGAAUGUCAAGAGGUGAGAGGCACUCACUACCUGUGUGUGGACAGCCUGCAACCCCCCCAGAUCCUCAUCAGCUUCUCUGCUCUGCUUCCCUGGGGAGAUACAGCUGAGGAGAAAAAGGACAUGUCAUCAGCAUGUAGGGCUGCAGUUCUCAUCGCCCAGGCCUACUCCUGGACAAGCCUGCAGUCUCAGCUGCCAGUUCUUAACAUCAAGACCACCUCCUCAAAGGCAGCCAUACUUAACUUACCCCCAGGGCGGCAUGUCUUGUCCUUCCACACAAAGGCAACACUGGGCUACCACGUUCACCUGUGCAGCAAGACACCUUUCAUCUUUGGGGAUGAAGAAACCAUCAUGCCACACCUUUCCAAGGAAAGUGCUCGUUUCACUGAGCAGGCCUCGUCUAUAUUGAGGGCCCUGUCCAGAGUGGUGUCUUCCUUUAGCGAUGAGCAGGACCAGCCAGCAGCCAGAAGAACCCUAGAAGAGGCUCACUGGCCCCAAAACAUCAACACCACCCUGGGAAAAGAGGAACACCACAAGGUGUUUAACUCUGCAGUUUACACCAUGCUGUGUGAGGCUCUGGGCAGGAGUCUGACAUCAGAGGAGCGUUUUGCUAUACUGGCCCUCACAGCUGACCCCUCACUCUUGGCCACCGACCCCAAAACACAAUCCCCUACAAGUGCCAUUUUGGAUGCAGAAUCAAAUCCUCCAGAAAGCUGGAGAGACAGGGAGCCAACAGACCGCGAGGUCAAGGCAGUCACCAUUCUGCAGGCUGGAUUCAAAGGGCACUUGGUGCGAGAGAUCUUUAAUGCCUCAAAACCAGGCACGAAGGAGAACCUCAGUGCAUCUAAGAUCCUUUUAGACAUGUGGCCGAAGGUUGAAUCAGAUGCAGAAAAACAUGCUGCCCUCUUGCUACGCUAUAUCAUUGACCACUCUGAGAGGAAAGCAGAGCUCUACUCCUGUCAGCAGGAUGAAUGGACCAGAGUCACCUUCGCUGAUUACUCUGUCUCUCUUCAAGACACAGCCAACUCCUGGGUCUUGGUCUUUAGAGAGGUGUUCCUGGUUCCUGAGGAGAUGGUGCUGGUGCCAAAGGUCUACUCGCCAGUCCCUAAUUGUCUGCUGCACGUCAUAAAUAACGACACAGGAGAGGAGCUGGACAUGGUCUUCAACAAAGUAGCAACCCAUGUCUAUCAACCCAACAGGCUUGGUUAUACUUUUGUAGCAGAGGCUAUCACACCUGAAUCACCCCCUGUUGGUGCCAAGUGGAGGAUGCGCUUGAUUGGCUCAAGGGAACUCCUUCCAAAACCGUCCCGUGAGACUCCCCUCAACAUGUUCUCAGUUAAGGAAUUCAGGGAUUAUUACAUUCCCAAUGACAAAAACCUCAUCUGUCGUUAUCAUGUGCAGGUGACGGCAGAUGUCCUAGGAACAAUUCAGUUUCAGACUUCCAGGUCAGAUGUGUUGAUCCGUCUGUCCAUUCUGGACCAGGAGAAGGAGGUUGCCAGAAACACUGGGAAGGGCCAUGUGGUAAUUCCUGUGUUCUGCUUCCUGCCCAACAAAGCCCCCAGUUGCACAGAUGAGAACAACCAGAACCAGAAGGGAUCCCCAUCCCAGGACAAGGGAGUCAAAGUGGUAGACACUCCCCAACAAAUAGAUGAGGAGAGUCAUAAGUAUGUGUUGCAGGCAGAGGUGCUUUAUAAAAGCUGGAAUUUGGAUGAAUCUCAACUGGCUUUUGUCCAUAUGCUCAGAGACUUGGAGAAGAAUGAAAUGAGAGCAUACAAGCUUGAGGACUUGAACCGUUCAGCAUCCACCACUGACACACUGCAGCAUCGUGGGCACAAAUCUGACAUACCCAAAGCCAACCGCAAAGGGGAAGUUGAUAAGGAGAAGGGGAAGCCAGCUGCCAACUCUAAAUCUGGCUCCAGGCAGGAAACGAGCCUUGACCUGACUAAGGCGAACUGGACUCUGCGUGUGGUCAGUGACAAGAGCAAAACAGAGAGCAUUGAGGUGAUGAAGGACACGGAGAGAAUGGACCAGAUUAAAGCCAUUAAAAAAGCCUGGGAAAUGGCUGAACCAGGCCGCUGUGCUAAGGCUUUAGAGUCUCGUCUCAAGUUUCUGAACCAACUCCAACAUCAAGCAGGCGAUGAAACUGCCACAGAUGGCACAGAGAGCAGACAGCCAGCUGCUUCCAGAUCUGAUCCUGGCAUCGCUCUCAGUCCAUUUAAUCCAAAGCUGACCGAUGCCUCAUGCUCCCAUUCUCCCAUGGACUACACUCCCUUCAUCAGACGGCAAAAGGAUUUUCCAGUGCUGAUGGACUCUCAGAUAGAGGAGAUCCGGCUGAAGGAGCGCCUAGAAAAGAUCCAGACUUACCGGUUGGUCCGAGACAAUGUGCUGGAGCAUCAGAAGCAGCAGGAGCUCAACAGGAAGGAGCUAAUGAGACACCCGCUGGAGAUGUAUGAGAACAUUCAGGCAGUCUUGUGGCAGCGGCGUAAGAAAUUCCUUGAUGCUUGCGAGGCAUUUAGAAACCGUCAGAUGACGGCCACAAAAAAGGAACUGGAUGAGAAACAAGUUCUGGAGGAGGUCCAGCAGCCACUUGUAGAAAAAACGAUCUCCACCUCUGCUGCCACCCAGCAGCCCACCAAAGGUGCCAAGAGUGCUGUCAAGAAGAAAUGAUGGUCAUUGGCACUAAGUUCCAGUUUCUGUUCUCCUCAGCUGACUCUUCUCCACAAGUCUGUUUAAACACUGAAGAAUCUUCAUUUAAUCACAUCGUAGCGUGCACUUGAUGAUAUAAUACCAGACCAAAAGAUUGUUGCUGCACCUGAUUCAGAGAUGAAUGCUUUUGCCUCUUGCUUAUGUCUUUUUACUCUAUUGAAACAUGAAACUAAGGACUAAAAAAUUAGUUUGUUUGUUAAUGUUUGUAAUGAUUUUUGUUUUCUACCAAAUAUGUUCAUACUUUCAUUUUUACUGUAUUUUGUAUCAUUUUUAGAAAAGUAUUGUCAUACCACACAUCUAUAUCCUUAAUCUUUCAUUUAUAACCUGUAUUAACAGAGCCACUGUUGACCCACAAAAGCAAUCUUUGUAGCUUUUGUUUAUUUCCAUUUAAAAUGUAUAGAAUAUAAUAAACCCUACUGGCUUUGUGCAUUGUUCAUUGCACUGAGAAUGUCAAGCCAUCUCACUUGCAAUG
Perca fluviatilis (European perch) is the source of this 5076-nucleotide messenger RNA. RefSeq names its product androglobin (gene adgb). Bases 129 to 4565 code for a protein of 1478 amino acids. The transcript has 35 exons. Gene Ontology annotation, biological process: proteolysis. The record is from RefSeq and is a predicted model, not a curated record. Gene Ontology annotation, molecular function: calcium-dependent cysteine-type endopeptidase activity; protein binding. Lineage: Eukaryota; Metazoa; Chordata; Actinopteri; Perciformes; Percidae.